UCCCAUCAACUUCACACCGUUCAUUCUUCCAAUUCUUCGACUCCUUUAACCAUUUCCUUAUCUGUGUAUUCCUCCUUUUCUUCUACACCAUACCCAUCUUCUCGAUUUUUCAGGAGAUCCAAUUUUUGUUGGUUUCGUUGGAAAGAAGCUGAAGAACGCCAAUCCCGUGAGCUCAAAGCCGUGCCAUUUAUUCAUUGCAAAGAAUUCACCAUCUUCUUCUUCGCUCCUCACUUCAACAUCAACACCAAGAAGAACACAGCAAGUCAAAUUGAGAAAACUUUAUAGAACAGAUUUGUGUAUUUGGUGUUUCUUUACUAAAAUUGGUCUCUCUUUUCCUCCCCCGUCCUUCUCAUGGUCUUGAUUUCAAUCGUUGAAUGCAUGCUAUGUUGUCUGGGUUUUUGCUUCUUAGCUGGCUUUCGGUUUUGUUUCACACCACCAAUUCUUCUUCUUCUUCUUCUUUUUCAUUGCUUGGAACCUGGACUUUCUGGGUAUUUUUCUUUUCUCAAGAUACUACAACAAAAGCUGCAGAUUUUGAUGAUUAUGAUGAGGGGGUGGCUUGGCUUUGAAUGCUCAAUCAAGAGCAUUGCUUAUGCAGAAACUGGAUCGCUCUUGUAUUGCAACAAGGUACUCGCCUUGGAGUAUUUACAUUCUUUGCACAUGGUUCAUCGCGAUUUGAAGCCUGAUAAUUUGUUGAUUGCACAAGAUGAUCAUAUCAAGUUGACAGAUUUUGGGCUAUCAAAGGUUGGUCUCAUCAACAGUACUGAUGACUUGUCUGGUCCAGCAGUUAGCGGAACAUCUCUACUUGAUGAUGAGCAGCUUCAGUUAUGUGCAUCUGAGCAUCAGCACGAGAGGCGGAAGAAACGUUCUGCUGUUGGUACACCUGACUAUUUGGCGCCUGAGAUUCUUUUGGGAACAGGACAUGGUGCAACAGCAGAUUGGUGGUCCGUAUGUGUCAUUUUAUUUGAAAUGAUUGUUGGAAUUCCACCCUUCAAUGCAGAGCAUCCACAGUGUGAAAGUGUUUAUCAUUGCCUUUGUCAUUGGAAUCUUUAUUCUUCUGCCAGUUAACUUUGGGGGGAGUCAGUUAGCAUAUGAUUUUUCUAAUUUGUCGAACAAGACUCUGGAGUCAUUCAGUAUUUCAAAUGUGAAUGAUGGUUCAAACAGGUUAUGGGUUCACUUUUGCGCUGACUAUGUUUUCACCUUAGUUGUCUGCUGUCUUCUGUAUUACGAGUAUAGCUAUAUUUCAUUGAAAAGAAUUGCCUAUUUCUAUUCUUCCAAAGCUCAGUCACAUCAGUUCACAAUAUUAGUUCGCGGUAUUCCUGCCCCAUCUGGUAGCAGCUUCAGUGAAGUUGUUGACAACUUUUUCACAGAGUAUCAUCCUUCAACA
Messenger RNA from Hibiscus syriacus, 1384 nucleotides. RefSeq names its product probable serine/threonine protein kinase IREH1. Gene Ontology annotation, molecular function: protein serine/threonine kinase activity; ATP binding. The transcript has 9 exons. The record is from RefSeq and is a predicted model, not a curated record. Bases 352 to 1065 code for a protein of 237 amino acids. Gene Ontology annotation, biological process: intracellular signal transduction; peptidyl-serine phosphorylation. NCBI's taxonomy places the organism in Eukaryota, Viridiplantae, Streptophyta, Magnoliopsida, Malvales, Malvaceae.